AUGAUCGAUUCAUUAUUAUUAUUAUUAUUGAAUAAAGUUAAUAUUAUAAUAAGUAUUUGUUUAGCUAUUGGUAGUUUUUAUUUAUUAAAAAAAUUUAUAUUUCGUCAAUCAAUUGUUGUGAAAAAUAAUCAUCCAAGAACUAUUAAUAAUGUAGUUAAUGAUGAUGAUGAUGACGAUUAUACUCCAUUUCAAUUUAAUGUUGAUAAACGUUCAGCACGACCAUCGUAUGCAAGAUUUACACGUCGGAAUUUGCAACAAGAAUUAAUAAAUGAUUCUAAUUCAUGUAUUGUUUGUUGGAAUGAUAAAAAAACUGUUGUUUUAUUACCUUGUAAACAUUUAUGUGUAUGUGUAUCCUGUAGUAAAAAAUUAUGGAAUAAUACUCAAAGAAGAACAUGUCCGAUUUGUAGAAAUGAUAUUGAUAAUCUACUUGAAGUCUUUAUGUAA
This is a messenger RNA of Adineta steineri, 444 nucleotides long. The record is from the annotation of a GenBank genome assembly. Lineage: Eukaryota; Metazoa; Rotifera; Eurotatoria; Adinetida; Adinetidae.